AUGUCCCUCAUGGAGGCCGAGGAACAGGAGGAAGAUGCCAACUCCCUCUCAAAGGAUGAAUCAGAGACUAUCUCUCGUGACUGCCUCCGCUACGUGCCCCUUGGGAUAGUCUUUCUUUUGCUGGCUGGAGCUGCUGCAGCAACCUGGUAUUUCCUAGACUACAGACCGUGGCACCUGGAACCAGCCGUCCUGCAGUUUUACUCUGGCAGCCUCCAGGUCAUCAAUCGCCAAUACUCCCCGGACCUUGGGCAGGUGGAGUCCAGAGCCUUCUGGUUGGAGUCAGCUAAGCUCCAGAAGAUGCUGAAGGAACUCAUUCGUGCCACAGAGCUGGGUCGAUAUUACAACUCGAGCACAGUGUAUGCCUUUGGGGAGGGGGCUCUGACCUUCUUCUUCUGGUUUGCCCUCCAAAUCCCUGAGAGUCAGCAGAAGGAGGUGACUGUUGAAAGGGUAAACACAAUGCUCCACCAAGAGCUCUCCACCAGCUUCAACAUCUCGGGCAGCCUGUCCUACCAGACGGAGUAUAAGGUCAACCCAGACUCACUGGUUCUGCUGGAAUCCAGUGUGAAAGACAUAGUAGUCCUGAAAUCCACUCUGGGUUGCUACAGGUACAGCUAUGUCCAGGAGGAUGAUGUCCUAAGGCUGGAGGGCCCUGACUACCUGGCCUCCAGUUGUCUUUGGCACCUCCAUGGCCUCAAGGGCUACAUGAUCAAGCUACACCUGGAGUGGACUCUCCCGGACUGCAGGGACCGCCUGGCCAUGUACGACGCAGCGGGGCCCCUGGAGAAACACCUCAUCACCUCGAUCUACGGCUGCAGCCGGCAGGAGCCCGUUGUGGAAGUCCUUUCAUCUGGCCCUGUCAUGUCCGUUGUGUGGAAGAAAGCCAUGUACAGCUACUACGACCCCUUCAUCCUCUCAGCGCAGGCAGUGCCCCUCAAAGCCUGCGAAGUGAAUAUAACUCUGCGUGAGGGUCUGGAGCUGCAGGGGAAGAUCGGCACCCCACACUACCCCAGUUACUACUCGCCCAAUACACACUGCACCUGGCACAUGACGGUCCCAUCCCUUGACUAUGGGGUCACCCUGUGGUUCGACGCCUAUGCACUCAGCAGACAGAAGCACGACCUGCCCUGUACCCAAGGCCAGUGGAUAAUUCAGAACCGAAGGUUCUGUGGCCUGCGGACCCUGCAAGCCUACGCUGAGCGGAUCCCAGUCACGUCCUCUGCUGACAUUACCAUCACCUUCACCUCACAGAUCUCCUUAACUGGCCCUGGCGUACAGGCGUCUUACAGCCUGUACAACCAAUCUGACUCCUGUCCUGGGGAGUUCCUGUGUUCAGUGAACGGCUUGUGCGUCCCAGCCUGUGACGGGAUCAAAGAUUGCCCCAAUGGGCUGGAUGAGAGAAAUUGUGUGUGUCCUGCAAAGUUCCAGUGCCGCGAGGACAGCACUUGCAUCGAGUUCAGCAGAGUCUGCAAUCAGCAGCUGGACUGCGUCAACGGGAGCGAUGAGGAGCAGUGCGGUGAAGGGGUCCCCUGUGGUCCUUUCACCUACCGCUGUGAAGAUGGGACCUGUGUGAAGAAACCCAACCCCCUGUGCGACACCACUGCGGACUGCAAGGACCUGUCCGACGAGAAGCGCUGUGACUGUGGGCUGCAAGCCCCUCUCAGCAGGAUCGUGGGUGGUGCGAAUUCUGUGGAAGGGGAAUGGCCAUGGCAGGCCAGCCUGCAAGUUCGGGGACACCACAUUUGUGGGGGAACACUUGUUGCUGACCGCUGGGUGGUCUCAGCUGCGCACUGCUUCCAGGAUGAGAGACUGGCCUCUCCCUCCAUCUGGACCGUUUACUUGGGCAAAUAUUUUCAAAAUGCCACCAGCCACACAGAGGUGUCGUUCAAGGUGAUCCGUCUCUUCCUCCACCCUUACUACGAGGAAGACAGCCAUGAUUAUGAUGUGGCUCUGCUCCAGCUGGACCAUCCUGUGAUCAUCUCGCCCUUGAUCCAGCCCAUCUGCUUGCCUGCUCCUUCUCACCUCUUUGAACCUGGCCUUCAUUGCUGGAUCACUGGCUGGGGAGCCCUCAAGGAAGGCGGGCACAUCAGCAGUGUUCUUCAGAAGGUGGACGUGCAGCUCAUCCAGCAAGACAUUUGCAGCGAGGCCUAUCACUACAUGAUUUCUCCCAGGAUGCUGUGUGCUGGGUACCACAAGGGCAAGAAAGAUGCCUGCCAGGGUGAUUCUGGAGGUCCGCUGGCCUGCAAGGAACCCAGUGGCAGGUGGUUUCUGGCUGGUUUGGUCAGCUGGGGAAUGGGAUGCGCACGUCCGAAUCACUAUGGAGUAUACACCAGGAUCACUCAAGUGCUGGGCUGGAUGAACCAAACUAUGAGCUGA
Phaethon lepturus (White-tailed tropicbird) is the source of this 2373-nucleotide messenger RNA. It is a transcript of the gene TMPRSS6, whose product is annotated as transmembrane protease, serine 6. Gene Ontology annotation, molecular function: serine-type endopeptidase activity; protein binding. The transcript has 17 exons. The record is from RefSeq and is a predicted model, not a curated record. Bases 1 to 2373 code for a protein of 790 amino acids. Gene Ontology annotation, biological process: proteolysis. Lineage: Eukaryota; Metazoa; Chordata; Aves; Phaethontiformes; Phaethontidae.